AUGCCGUCUGCUCGCGAGCUAGCGACUGUGCUCGAAUUCCUCCAGACGGGCGCUGCAUCGCGCCGUCUGCCUGGGGUAAAGUCACUGCAGUUUCGUGUCCCCAAAAAGUUUAGCGACCGACGCGAUUGGACAUUGAUGCGCCGCGAACUCCCUCGCUUGGUGUACGCGAAUCCUGCCCUGCAAGUGGAUGUGGAACAUCCGAACGAUGAGCCACCCAGCAUGCAAGUUCAAUUUUCGAAUAUGCCUGCCCGCACCAUUGUGUUUGGUGAAAAAAACGCGUCGGAUAUCGUACGUGAGCUGAUGACGAUGGCCCAAUUCACAGAGAAGCCUGCCUCGUCAUAA
Malassezia pachydermatis is the source of this 342-nucleotide messenger RNA. RefSeq lists its product as hypothetical. Lineage: Eukaryota; Fungi; Basidiomycota; Malasseziomycetes; Malasseziales; Malasseziaceae. The record is from RefSeq and is a predicted model, not a curated record. Bases 1 to 342 code for a protein of 113 amino acids. The transcript has 3 exons.